AUGCCGCCGAGCCGGGGUCCAGCCGCCCGGCAGGUGCUGCUCCGCUGGUGCCUCGCCGGGCUCUCUGGGACCUCUUGGACCUGGCCCGCGGCUGCCGGUCAGGAGUUCCGGUGCUGGCCCGGCUCCGCGCCCUGCACGCUGGGCCCCUUCCGCUUCGGCGCCGCCCCCCCGUCGGCGAGCGACCCAGACGCCGCGGCGCUCGCCCCCGAGGGGGCCGAGUGCGGUAACCUCAGCGGAGCGCCAGGCGCGGGCGCUGUGCUGCUGGAGGGCGUCGCCGCCUCCAGCGCAGUGUCCUUCCCCGUGCCGCCGAAUGCCACCGGGAGCCCGGGGCGCUGGACGAUCUGCUACUGCGUGAACUCUCCGGCCGGGAGGUGCCUCGGCAUCGAGGGGUUCAGCGUCUUCGCGGGCACCCUCACCGUGGCCGGGCCGCACUACGCCUCCGACCUGUCCUGCACGCUGGGCCUUCCCUGCAGCCUCACCCUGGAGGGGCUCGACCUGGCGCAGGCUGACGCUCUCAUUCUGGUGAGCGCCGCGGACAGCUGCGGCAGCGCUGCGGAGUGGAACGCCUACGAGGGCUUCUCCUGGCCGCUGAGGCCAGACCUGGCGGUCGGGCCGCAUUCGUACAGCCUCGGCACAGCCACGGCGGGCCCCGUGGGGCCCGCGGGGCGACUCUGCUGGGGUCGGGGCGGGCGGUCCUGGCGCGACUACGUCGUGGAGGUUGGCGUGCUCUCGGUGGUGGGCCCCCACUUCACGGGGGAGCUGUCCUGCGUGCUCGGCGGCGCCUGCGCCCUGGAGCUGCCCGGGCACGGCAUGGACGUGGGCAGCGAGGUGUGGCUCGGCGGAGGAGCCACGCCGCCGGUGGCCGUCUGGAAGGUGCAGGCCGCGGCCCAGGCAGCGGCGUACGCCUGCAGCGCAGACGCCGCGCUGGAUCUGAGCCACUUCGAGGGCCUCGGCCACCCACAGCCAGCCUCGGUGACUGGCGCACUGGGCGCAUCGUUCUACAUGGGUGUGCCUCUGGGGGGUCCUGUGGGCGCCCUCUACCAAGUCUGCUGGCGGUACACGCCCAUGAGCACCACCACGACCUUCACGACGGCCUCCAGCAGCACCACGCUCACCAGCACCAGCGCCACCAGCAGCACCACUGCCUCUAGCAGCGCAACCAGCAGCAGCACUGGGACCACCUCGACAGGAACAAGCAGUACCACUGGCAGCAGCACCAGCGCAACUAGCAGCAUCACUGUGACCACCACGACGGGGACCAGCAAAACCACUCGCAGCACCAGCAGCGCAACCAGCAGCGCCACUGUAACCAUCACGACUGGGUCCAGCAGCGUAACCAGCAGCACCUCGCUUACCAGCACGUCUGAAACCAGCAGCACCACGCGUAGCAGCACCACCGCAACCAGCACCACCACUCUGACAAGCACAACGGCAACCAGCACUAACACGCUUAGCAACACCAGUGCGACCAGCACUCGCAGCAGCACCACAGCAACCAGCAGCACCACUGUUAGCACCACGACGGAGACCAGCACGACGAGGACCAGCAGUACCACGCAUAGCAGCACGACGGGAACCAGCAGCAUCACUUUGACUAGCGCGACAGAAACAAGCAGCACCACUCGCAGUAGCACCAGCGCAACCAGCACCACUACUGAACAAGCAGUACCACUCGCAGCAGCACCAGCGGAACCAGCAGCACAAGUCUGA
Molecule: messenger RNA, 1710 nt
Organism: Prorocentrum cordatum
Lineage: Eukaryota; Dinophyceae; Prorocentrales; Prorocentraceae
Source: the annotation of a GenBank genome assembly